Molecule: messenger RNA, 2760 nt
Organism: Bolinopsis microptera
Lineage: Eukaryota; Metazoa; Ctenophora; Tentaculata; Lobata; Bolinopsidae
Product: amyloid beta A4 precursor protein-binding family B member 1-interacting protein-like
Exons: 12
Coding region: 23-1684 (553 amino acids)
Biological process (GO): signal transduction
Source: RefSeq, a predicted model, not a curated record
UCUUCCUCCUCCUCCUCCCACAAUGUCUCCAGCUCCAGUCUCCCCCGCCCUCACUCCUCCUCCGCCCUGUAGUACUGAUAAUACUGAACCAGACAAGCGGGACAGUAGACCAGGUAGCAUGGUAUCUGAGGGACGUCCUGCUUCCUCCGUAUUCGAUCAGAGAACCUCUGUGUGUACUACUAGCUCUGGAGCUAGUUCUCACUCUAACCCUAGCAGCGGCAAUAAUGGUUUCCCGACCCCCAGGUCCAUGUACACCAUGUCUACCACCCCUCACUCAACCAUAAGCAAGAGCAGCGGAGUCAGCAGCUACCUAACUUCUUCUUCCUCUGAGUUGUACGACAGUAAAAUGAGUCUCAACAGCACAACUACUGAUUUCAGAGAGAACGACUUCAAGACUGAUCCUAUGAAUGUUCCUAUCCGUGUCCCUGACAACGAACCGUUCUUUAAUGACCCCGAACCGAGCCCAACUACACCUAUUACUCCCGGCCCAAAGUCAGCUAAAAUACAGCGCAGACUUACUAUGAUACUUAAGGAGAAGGAGGAUCUGACUGAGGAGGAGAAAGCAGCUAUCUUGAAGAAGGAGAAAUUAAAAAUAGCGCUAGAAAAACUGAAGAUCGCCAGCAACCUGAAGAUAGCAAUGAAAGUAUUCAACGUUAACAACAGCUCCAAGACUAUCUGGGUGGAACAGAAGCAGACUGCUUGGGAGGUGUGUCAGGUUCUGGCGGAGAAGAACUAUUACAAACCUGGAUCUGACUGGACUCUAGUGGAACACAUCACUGAUCUGGAAAUAGAACGAGAGUUAGAGGAUCACGAGAUAGUGUACGAUGUGUUGAAUAGUUGGAGCCGAGACUCUACUAACAAGAUGUACUUCCGAAACAACGUCAGAAAAUACGAGUUAUUCAGAAGACCUCAACUCUUCCUAAAGCCUGUAGACACGUACGCUAAUGUAGUGGACCUGAAUAGGGAGUGUAGACAGGUUCUUAUUGAUGAUUUCUUCUCCAAUACAGCUAACACAAGGAUACCCAGCAUAGGUCUGAAAGGUGUCCAUUGGCUGAAGUCAGGAAAGAAGAGUUGGAGGAAAAUGAACUUCGUGAUAAGGGACAGUGGUAUCUACUACGCUGGAAAAGCUAAGAAUAAGUCGCAAUCCCUGCCUUGGACAUGCUUCUCAAGGACAGAAGAGAACGACAUGUUCUUGCCGAACAACAAUAAAGAGUUCAAGAAACAGCACAAAGCUCCCACAGAAUACUGCUUCCUGAUACGAACCAAGACCAACACCCGAGAACAACACCGCUCUACCAGGUGUAUCUGUGUUGAAAACGAGCUGCAGUUCCGACUGUGGACAAACGCGCUGCGUCGUCUCGAAUACGGUGAGAAACUACUCAACAACUUUAACACAUCUCGAGCGUUCCUGGAGAAGCUGAACAAGGAGCAGGGAGACGAUAUUCAGAGGGCCUGUUUGAGUCCAACUCUACAUUCUAGCUUCCAAUUCGGACUCGGUGGUGACGACAGAGCAUCCAUCGUCCUGCCAGACAUUGAUGACAACGCUGGUGACAUCUUCGCUGCUCGGUUCGGAGCUGCAUGGAACAACGGAGAGAACGUGACGAUCAAGGAGGCUCCCAGCUUGUUCGAUAUUAACUUAGAGACAGAUACACAGGGAAUGACCAUGGUUAGGCUUCACAAGUAAUGAAAGAUAGGGUCCAGAACUCCUUGUUUUAGAGUUGCCUUUUAUACGGAGAAGUUUGUAUUUCCACAUGAUAUAAUUAGUAGUAAUUAGAGGUAUAUACUACUAAUUAUACUACUAUCAUUCUGGGGAAAGAGAUUGCGUCAAAGAUCAUAGAAAAAACGAUCCUCAAGCAAUGCUGUUAUCAUGACGAAGAAUAAAGACGAGAUUGCACUUGUGAAAUUAUGGAUUUGAAGAAUUGAAUGAAGAAUGAAGUUAGCAAAUUGACUAAAAGUUGACUACAAGUUGACUACAAAUUGACUACAGGUUGACUACAAGUGACGUCACAUCAUUGGACACCGCAAGCAACUGAUUUUCGACCUCAUUUAUUUUAGUGCUAGAGUCGUCUUGAGAAGUGUCUCAGAAGUAUUUUACUUUUAGUUUGUUUAUUUUACACCAUUACGUAAUACGUAUGCGCUGGUACCUUAGAUAAUACAACUUUUAAAUUCGUGUUUUUAGAGUUAGUUAAUUCCUAAUCGAUUGAUUUGUCGGUUUGUCAUUAAUUACACAAUGAAUUGAUUGUGACUUAUCGUUAAAGACACAUUCAUUAUUAUCUUCUGACAUAUUAGAUAAGAAAUGUUAAAGCUAGAUUUUAUUUGACUAUUAUCAAUUAUACUUGAUUUUCUAAAUUUGUGCGCGAAUUGAUAAGCAAUACUAAGGAAUCAAAAAACAGUUAACUUUUGUUUAAUAAGUUUGUUUGUUUUGACUAUCUAAAAUUUGUUACGAUGAUACACGUGCUAUGUUCAAGAAAAUUUGAAGGUAUUUCUUAUAAUUAAUAAAUUAAUGCAAGGAAAUGGUAACACUCAUUACUAUUAGUGCUGGACGUGAAUGUUUGUUAUUGAAACAAAUAUUUAUAGAGUGAAAAGUUAAUUUUUGUUAUUGAAACAAACAUUUAUAAAGGAGUGAAAAGUAAUGAAUACAGUCCCUGCAAACAGCUAUUUCUUUUUGAAAACUUUUUUAUUUUAUUGAUUAUUCUGUGUAUGAUAUGUUAAUUUGCGAAUAUCUUAUUUUCACCCAUUUUUACAAAUACGAAACAUAAA